Molecule: messenger RNA, 2286 nt
Organism: Siniperca chuatsi (mandarin fish)
Lineage: Eukaryota; Metazoa; Chordata; Actinopteri; Centrarchiformes; Sinipercidae
Gene: f7
Product: coagulation factor VII
Exons: 8
Coding region: 86-1441 (451 amino acids)
Biological process (GO): blood coagulation; proteolysis
Cellular component (GO): extracellular region
Molecular function (GO): serine-type endopeptidase activity; calcium ion binding
Source: RefSeq, a predicted model, not a curated record
UGGGAACAUGUGAUCAGUGGUGGAGGGUGGAAAAGACUUUGCACCAUUGGGUCAACAAAGAAGCAGCACAGCACCUAACUUUCUGAUGAAAUCAACUAUGUGGCUGAGAGCCUUCUUCACCCUCAUCUUCAGCUUCUCCAGCUGCCAGGUGGCGUCAGUCUUUCUGGAUCCAGAUCGAGCCCAUGGCGUCCUGGUCCGGACUCGAAGGUAUAACUCGGGCUGGUUUGAGGAGCUGCAGAUGGGAGAUCUGAAGAGGGAGUGUCUGGAGGAGAAAUGCUCCUAUGAGGAGGCCCGGGAGGUGUUCGAACACAACGAGGCCACGGAUGAAUUCUGGAAAUUAUACAACCUCCCUGACAGCUGUAAGUCGGAUCCCUGUCUGAACGGAGGCAGCUGCUCCACCCAGGGUUCGACCUACACCUGCUACUGCCUGCCACAGUUCAGCGGACUCAACUGCGAGCUUGAGUACUUGGCCGUCCCUGACACCUGCCUGCUAGAGAACGGAGGCUGUGAGCAUUUCUGUGAUGAAGAGGAGGGAGUACGAAGACCAAACUGCUCAUGUGCAGAAGGCUACUUCCUGGACAGUGAUGGGCGGAGCUGCGUAGCAAAAGAGUUGGUAGUGUGCGGCAUGGUCCCCAUCCUGCAGGGACAAAACAAAGCCAAGCAGCUCGACUCUCGAGCUCGAAUCGUCGGGGGAACAGAGUGCCCCAAAGGUGAAUGCCCUUGGCAGGUUUUGCUGGUGUAUAAAGGCAAAGGUUUCUGUGGAGGAGUGAUUUAUAAACCCACAUGGAUCCUCACAGCAUCUCACUGCCUGGAGAAAACUGAAGCUCAGUUCCUGAAGGUGGUCGCAGGCGAGCACAACACGGAGGUGAACGAGGGCACGGAGCAGCUCAUCCAGGUUGCUGAGAUCAUCAUGCACGAGAACUAUGUGACAAGCACUGCCGACAACGACAUCGCCCUUCUUCGCCUGGCGUCGCCCAUCGUCUACACGCCGUACGCCGUGCCGGCCUGCCUGCCGACACGACCGCUGGCUGAGCGCAACCUCUGGGCCGUCAGCACGCACAUGGUGAGCGGCUGGGGGAGGAGGGGUGAGAACGGACCCACCUCACACCUCCUGCGGCGGCUGAAGGUACCACGGAUCCGGACGCAGCAGUGUGUGGAGGAGAGUGGUGUGGUGCUCACUAAGAACAUGUUCUGUGCCGGAUACAUCGAGGGCCAGCAGGACUCGUGUAAAGGCGACAGUGGCGGGCCCCUGGUGACAGAGUACAAGAAGACGGUGUUCCUGCUGGGGAUCGUCAGCUGGGGGAAGGGCUGCGCCCGACCGGGCAACUACGGCAUCUACACCCGGGUGUCUAACUACCUGGAGUGGAUCCACAACCGAACAGCGAUACCAAAUCAGCCGACGAACAGCACCAAGGCUUCGUUACACAACCUGACAACCUGAGAGUUCAUGCAAGGGCAUAUCAACACGCGUCAACAGAUUCUGUAGUUUUUAUGUUUAUAAUUUACUGUACUCAAACAGCGGUAAAGUAGCAGCAGGUUGAGUAAAAUAAUUCUGAUGUAAAUUGGUUUAAAUUGUAAAAAGUCAUUUGAAAAUGCAGUCAGGACUCAUUUGAAGUUUUCUUGAUGUGCAGAUUUUUGUUGGUGUCUUCACUCUAACCUGAAAGUUUUACUCUUCAUUUUAACAUGAUUAAACUCUAAAUAUAUUAUGGUAUAUAUACCAUAAAACACUGCUUCAACACACUAGUAAGGACGUUAGUCUAGAUGAAUAGUUAGUCAAACAAGCCGAAAACUGAUAAAAACUACAACUGCUUAAUUAGCAAGUGUGAUUAGCUAGCUUACUAGCUCAUUAGCUAUUAUCUAGUUAGCUAGAUUAGAACCUGUAGCUUGUGCUAAUGUUGCAUUAUGUGUGACGGGAGGUAGUGACGGGACAGAUUUUCAGACGGUUGUGUGAAAGUUGGUCGUGUGAAGGUCAAAAAAUACUUUGCCUUGGCUAUAUAACACAAUAUCAAUUACAUUUACGUUACCUGACGCAUUUCAUUGUCCUUAAUAUUUCAGGCACUUCUCUAUUAUUUAGCACUAUUAUUUACAACUUGGAGAUUCAAAACUGGUAAUUACUGUUAUUGUCUCACGACAUUAAUAUAACAUAAUGUGAUGGUUUACAUCUGCUUAAAUAUUGACGUCACGUUGAGGUGUCUUCUGAUAAAGUACGUAAACUAUGCUUCAGUAAAUUUUAUAUUAAUUAUAUUAAUGUGUCCUAUAUUUCUAUGAAUAAAAAACCUAAAAUAA